Messenger RNA from Sorghum bicolor (sorghum), 1724 nucleotides. Its product is annotated as probable auxin efflux carrier component 5a. The transcript has 5 exons. Gene Ontology annotation, biological process: auxin polar transport; auxin export across the plasma membrane. Gene Ontology annotation, molecular function: auxin efflux transmembrane transporter activity. The record is from RefSeq and is a predicted model, not a curated record. The coding region runs from base 371 to 1474 and encodes 367 amino acids. NCBI's taxonomy places the organism in Eukaryota, Viridiplantae, Streptophyta, Magnoliopsida, Poales, Poaceae. Gene Ontology annotation, cellular component: plasma membrane; endoplasmic reticulum.
UCAAACCUCCAUCGCACAUCGGCUACGACCGCUCUAUAAAGCUCGCCACCCCCACACACCCUGCCUCUCACACUGCACACCCCCAGCAUAUCGACGACAGCGAUCUAGCUCGCUCGCUCGAGAGAUCGCAAUUUUUAAGCACGCGGUCGCACUGUUCUUCUUCUUCUUCUUCCUAGCUACACCAUCGGCUAGCUGCAUAUAUAUAUUGCUUCUAGUUAAUCGUGCAGGUAGUAGCUGCGCCUGCGCGCGAGAGUUCAUUUUUAUCACCUAUAGCUAUAAGCUUCUUGGUGAACGAAAGCAGCUGCUAGAGAGAUCGAUCGAUCGAGACAGAGAUCAGAUCUAGCUAUCAGAAGGCAGGCGAGCGAGGAGGAUGAUCGGGUGGGGCGACGUGUACAAGGUGGUGGCGGCGACGGUGCCGCUCUACUUCGCGCUGUUCCUGGGCUACGGCUCCGUGCGGUGGUGGCGCAUCUUCACGCGGGAGCAGUGCGACGCCGUGAACCGUCUGGUGGCCUUCUUCGCGCUGCCCUUCUUCACCUUCGAGUUCACGCUGCACACGGACCCGUUCCAGGUCAACUACCGCGCCGUCGCCGCCGACGUCAUCUCCAAGGCAGUCAUCGUCGGCGUCAUCGCCUGCUGGGCCGCCAGGGUCACCUCCGCGGGCAAGGGCGCCGGCGCCGGCGGCGGCGGCGGCUGGGCAGGCUGCGCCGUCGGCUGGUCCAUCACCGGCUUCUCGCUGUCCACGCUCACCAACUCCCUCGUCGUCGGCGUGCCCAUGGCCAGGGCCAUGUACGGCGAGUGGGCGCAGCAGCUCGUCGUCCAGCUCUCCGUCUUCCAGGCCAUCGUCUGGCUCACGCUCCUCCUCUUCGUGCUCGAGAUCAGGAAGGCCGCCAUCGGCAUGUACGUCGACGUGCCGGACUCGCCGGUCAAGGACGUCGAGGCCGCCGCCGACGCCGCCUCUGCGGCCACCGUCGUCGUCGUCCCCGUCGUCGUCGCCAGCGACAAGCCCUCGCUCUGGGCGCUCGUCAAGGUGGUGGCGCACAAGCUGUCGCGCAACCCAAACACGUACGCCAGCUUCGUCGGCAUCACCUGGGCCUGCGUUGCCAACAGGUACGUACGCUGCACAUCGAGCUGCCCAGCGCCUUCGAGGGGUCGGUGCUCAUCAUGUCAAAGUCGGGCACAGGAAUGGCCAUGUUCAGCAUGGGGUUGUUCAUGGCGCAGCAGGAGAAGGUGCUGGCGUGCGGUCCCAGCUUCGCGGCGCUGGGCCUCGUGCUCAAGUUCGCGCUCGGCCCGGCCGCCAUGGCCAUCGGCUCCAUCGCCGUCGGUCUCCGCGGCGACGUCCUCCGCGUCGCCAUCAUACAGGCUGCACUACCUCAAUCCAUCACAUCAUUUAUAUUUGCAAAAGAAUAUGGGUUGCACGCUGAUGUUCUUAGUACUGCGGUUAUUUUUGGGAUGCUUGUCUCCUUGCCGUUGCUAGUUGGAUUUUAUAUUGUUUUAGAGCUAAUUAGGUAGAUGACGGGGAAUAACCGUUGAUAUGUGACUUCCCUUGAAGCUGCUCAAACAAUCAUACUAACAAGUGCUAUGAAGUGCCUCCUGUUUUUGUUCCUCAUUGCACAAAAAUGCAAGGGGGUUUAUUGAGUAUUAUCCAAUAUGUUUUAAAUGUAUUAUGUAAGGAUGCUUAUUUCAUUCUCUUAUUCAAAUGAAUGAGUGACGUGCAGACUUGCUUC